Molecule: messenger RNA, 1016 nt
Organism: Procambarus clarkii (red swamp crayfish)
Lineage: Eukaryota; Metazoa; Arthropoda; Malacostraca; Decapoda; Cambaridae
Source: RefSeq, a predicted model, not a curated record
AUGCCAUCUAGCUGGGAGAGCAACAGAAAAGGUGCAGCAGGCAGCGUGGGGGAGGCUGUACAGGGGGAUGGAACAGGAACAGGAGGAGGAGCAGGGGGUGUUGGAGGAGGAGGUAUCGAAGCAGGAGUGGGAGGGUGGGCGUGGCUGCGGCGUGCAGGAGCGCUGGCGGGCGCGGGCACCCUGUGUAAAGAGCACGCCCUCACCGCCCUGCUGGUCUGCGCCUCGUGGGACGUAAUCCGCCACAGGAAACAUAUCCGCAGAUUACUCCAGGGGCGGGCUGGCGACAGCAGCAGCAGCAGGACUCUGGCAGCCCUCUUCAGAAGACUCUUCUGGUUAAGCCUUAUAGGGGCGGCCAUCUUGCUGUUCCGUCUAUGGAUGCUGCGAGGGACGUCACCUGUCUUCAGCGACCAAGACAACCCAGCCUCCUUCGCCCCUUCCCGUCUAACACGGGUGCUGACCUUCUGGUAUCUGCCGGUGUUCAACGCCUGGCUGCUGUUGUGCCCGUGGACGCUGGCGCACGACUGGCAGAUGGGCUCCAUCCCGCUCAUCACCUCCAUCAUAGACACCAGAAACAUCGCUUCUCUUUUGUUCUACGGCGCCCUUGUACUUAUACUCAGAGCUGGAUGCUUGAUGAAGGGCCAGGAGGGGCGGGCGUUGCUGCUGGGGCUGGCGCUGCUGGUGCUGCCAUUCCUCCCGGCCACCAACCUCCUCUUUACCGUCGGCUUCGUCAUCGCCGAGAGGAUACUCUACAUCCCUAGCCUGGGCUACGCGAUGCUGGUGGGCGUGGCCCUCUCGCGGGCGGGACGGCUGAGGGCGCCCUGCCUCCUGCUGCUCCUCGUCGCCGCCUCCUGCAGGACGCUACAGAGGAACCGGGACUGGGAAUCCAGGGAGACGCUCUUCUUGGCGGGCCUGAGGACGCUGCCCCACAACGCCAAAAUGCACUACAACUUCGCCAACCUGCAGAAGGACCUGGGUAACGCCGACCUCGCCAAGCUCCACUACAUAUACGCCAUCAG